Molecule: messenger RNA, 960 nt
Organism: Lachancea fermentati
Lineage: Eukaryota; Fungi; Ascomycota; Saccharomycetes; Saccharomycetales; Saccharomycetaceae
Source: the annotation of a GenBank genome assembly
AUGACACAUGCAAACGCUGUGGGCACGUUCCAGGAGAUGCUACAGCAGCACGCACGCGCCAUGACCUACGUGGCAGUGCACUACGAGACUGAGACCGAGACCGUGGCCGCAUUGCUGGCCAAACUUCACGGUGUGUUGGUCAGCGGUGGGAAACUUGUGUUUGUCGGGUGCGGGAAAUCCUUCAAGAUAGCAGCAAAGACCGUUGCGAUGCUCACGUCGCUCGGGCUGGCCGCAGCGCUGCUCCAUCCGACCGAGGCGCUCCACGGCGACAUGGGGCUGGUGCGUCGUAACGACGCGGUGCUUUUAUGUUCCAGCAGCGGCGAGACACCCGAGCUCGCGGUGUUUGCACGCCAGCUGGCCCCAGCCGCGCCGCCGGAAGCCACAGUGCUGGUGACUGGGGCGCACACCUGCUCACUGCGCGCGUUCGCGGACGCGGUGUUGCUGGUGCCGCAGCCGCGCAGGUUCCAGGAGGCCACGUUGCAGCACGGCCUGCAAUCGCCCACGGUGUCGACGACGCUGAUGCUUGCGACCCUCGACUGCCUGUGCCUGGCUCUCAGCGAGCUCUACUUCGACGGCGACCUUGAGCAACGACGUUAUUUUUUCAAACGGAUGCACCCCGGCGGCGGAAUCGGGAAAACCGUCAUGUCGUCGCAACAAUCGGCUGCCGCCGAGGAGGCACGCCGCGGUGACGUUGCUGACGACGCGGCGGCCAAUGACGCGGCCGCGCCGCCGGGCGUCGCGCCGAUUCCGGCGGUUAACGUGGCUGAGCUGGACGCCGACGCGUCGGAGCUGGAGUUUCUCCGGACCGCGGUGCGCUGCGAAUGGUGCGCGGUGGACGGCGCGCGCUACAGCUCGCAUUGGCUGCAACAGCGGUAUCGGGAGUGGAGCGCGGGCCCUGGAGCUGCGUUCAGCGUGCGUGCGCUCCUGGCGGUGGCGGCCGUGGCCGCCACCGCCAGCUGA